UCCACUAUUGUGGCUAAUCCUUAUUGUGUCUAGCGUCAUACAGGUCUACUUACGAACGGGGAAAUAACUGUGAAUUGGGAGUGAAAAAAGUACCGUUUUGGAAUUACGAUUUUGUGGAAAAUAUGGAGUUUCUCAUAGGAAGCCCCUUCUCUUCUCCUGUUGGACAACGAAUUGAACGAGCCACCAGCGCCGCGCUGCAUUCAGAGGACUGGGCCCUUAACAUGGAGAUAUGUGACAUCAUCAACGAGACAGACGAAGGACCCAAAGAUGCAGUCAAAGCCAUAAAGAAGAGGAUUGUUGGUAAUAAGAGCUUCAGGGAGAUCAUGUUGGCUCUGACAGUUCUGGAGGCAUGUGUAAAGAACUGUGGCCACCGGUUCCAUGUUCUAGUGGCGUCCCAGGACUUUGUGGAGGGGGUUCUGGUCCGAGCCAUCCUGCCCAAGAACAACCCUCCCACCACCCUGCACGACCGGGUGCUGAGCCUCAUACAGGCGUGGGCCGAUGCGUUCCGUAGCUCUCCCUCUCUGGGAGGUGUGGUCUGUGUGUACGAGGAUCUGAGGAGGCGGGGCCUGGAGUUCCCUAUGACCGACCUGGACGCCCUCUCCCCCAUCCACACCCCCUCAGGCAUUCCAGAGAACGACUCCUCUGUUACAGUGCCAGCUCCACCACCUCAGAGUCAGACUCCCCGUGGCCCUGCUGCCCCUGCUGCCUCGUCCCCUACCCAGGCUGCGCUGACUGCCGUGCCCCCACAACUCAGCGAUGGACCCAUCUCCAUCUCUCCUGAACAGGCCCAGAAGCUGAGAGUUGACCUGGCUCUGGUCAGGGGGAACCUGACUGUGAUGACUGAGAUGUUGAACCAGUUGACGCCUGGACAGAGCCAGCAGGAGGACUCGGAGCUACUGCAGCAGUUGUACCAGGUGUGUAGGGAGAUGCAGAGCCGUGUGGUGGAGCUGAUCCCCAGGCUGGUGGACGAGGGCCUCAUAGAGGAGCUGCUGGUCGUCAACGAUGACUUAAACAAUGCCUUCAUCCGCUACGACAGGUUUGACAGACUCAAUAAGGCCCAGAGAACAGCUACAGAGCAGCAGACUCCUGCCAGGGCCAACCUCAUUGACCUCAGCCCUGUGCCCCAGUCCCUCAGCCAACCAGCAACCACCUCUGCGGCCGCCAGCCAACCCGCAUUCAGCGCUCCCUCUAAUCAGAGGCAGGCAGCCAACCACAGUGCACCAGAGGAGGAUGAGUUUGACAUGUUUGCCCAGACCAGGGGCAGCUCUCUGGCCGAUCAGAGGAAGAGUAUGCGGUACGAGGACCCAGGAGCAGUGGAAGGACUGGCUGGAGCCCUGGACACCAGGUUACAGGUCACUGGAGCGAUUCCUUCGUCUAAGCCUAGCCCUAAGAACUCCGCCCUGGAAGACAUUGACAGAUGGCUGUCUGCGGACACAGAAACGCAACCAGAGGCUGGGGACAGGGAAGGGCUGACCAGUGAGGAGUUUGACAAGUUUCUGGAGGAAAGGGCGAAGGUGGCCGACCACAUUCCCUCAACACGCAGCCUGCCCCCUGUCUCGUCCAGGCCCCCGCCACAAUCCGCCCGGCAACAGGAGAGCUCCCAUGACCAGCUUUUCUCACUCUGAGAGAACGGCGCACGCACAGCAGAGGUGGACUCACAGGUCGACACAUAGUCCUAGCCAACACAUAGGAUGAACACGCAUAGUGCCUUGCUACCUUUUUAAUCAUAGUGCUUCUACUUUGAAAUGAUGUUUUUCAGUCUUCACUUUGUGCUGUUGCUAGUCUAGGACAUGAUGACGAUCGGUUAUGCUAUGGUGGCACUUUACCUUAUCAAUGUGUGUGUGUAUAUAUAUAUAUAUCUAUAUCUCCUGAGUAUGCGUGCUUGGUUACACACACACUGCGUGGUGGUAUUUAUUUUAUUUUUAUUGAAUAAUUAUUUAACUAGGCAAGUCAGUUAAGAACAAAUUCUUAUCUUCAAUGACGGCCUACACCGGCCUAACCCAGACGACACUGGGCCAAUUGGGACUCCCAAUCACAGCCGGUUGUGAUACAGUCUGGAUUCGAACCAGGGUGUCUAGUGACGCCUCUAGCACUGAGAUGCAGUGCCUUAGACCGCUGCGCCACUCGGGAGCCCCCACUCGGAUAUCACGUCAUUCAAAAGCCUAUACACUGAGGGUACAAAACAUUAAGAACACCUUCCUAAUAUUGAUCCCCCAGAACAGCGUCAAUUUGUCUGGGCAUGGACUCUACAAGGUGUCGAAAGCGUUCAACAGGGAUGCUGGCCCAUGUUGACUCCCAAUGCUUCCCACAGUUGUGUCAAGUUGGAUGGUGUCCUUUGGGUGGUGGACCAUUGAUGCACACAGGAAACUGUUGAGCAUAAAAAACCCAACAGUGUUGCACUUCCUGACACAUUCAAACCGAUGCGCCUGGUACCUACUACCAUACGCCAUUCAAAGGCACUUAAGUAUUUUGUCUUGCCCAUUCAUUCACUCUCUGAAUGGCACACAUACACAGUCCAUGUCUCAGUUGCCUCAAGGCUUAAAAACCCUAUUUAACCUGUCUCCUCCCCUUCAUCUACACUGAUUGUAGUGGAUUUAACAAGUGACCUCAAUAAGGGAUCAUAUCUUUAACCUGGAUUCACCUGGUCAGUCUGUCAUGGAAAGAGCAGGUGUUCUUAAUGUUUUGUACACUUAGCACAGACCUGUAAGUAUACACUAUGUACAUUUCCUGAAUGCUGAGACCAGUUGAAUCAAUGCAGAAAGCAAUAUCAACCUUUUUUAAUGGAGAUUCACAGUUAAUUCUAAUUCUGAAGUUUAGUAGUUCAUAUACUGCACUAUGUGAACUGUGUGUAUGUGCAUAUAUAUAUAUGAAGUCUAGUAUUAUGAAUGAAAAUAAAAUAAAUUGAUAUUUGAAAA
Molecule: messenger RNA, 2915 nt
Organism: Salmo salar (Atlantic salmon)
Lineage: Eukaryota; Metazoa; Chordata; Actinopteri; Salmoniformes; Salmonidae
Source: RefSeq, a predicted model, not a curated record